UUAUUUGUGAUGCGUAGUUUUUAGGUUAGAGAGAAUCAUUUGAAGGAGAAUGUCAUGUCAAAUAUGGCUGGAGUGAGAAGUGUAAUGGUGGUGUAACUGAUGUAUUACAGUAAUUGUACUGCAAUAUCUUUAUGUCAGAUUGCCUGGUUUAUUUGCUGUGGGCUGUUUUAAUUGUUUUAUGGUGAAAUAUUAGUUGUUAAAAAUGUUUCAGUUUGGAUUUAAUAUGUUUCCCGAUAUUCCACGUCCACUCAACACUCAGUAUAAAUGCUAUUCAGUAUCAAUGCUCCCUGGAAAUGAGCGACAUGAUGUUGAAAGAGGUGGUAAAAUUAUAAUGCCUCCAUCAGCAUUGGAUCAGUUGACACGUCUGAACAUAGUUUAUCCAAUGUUGUUCAAGUUAACGAAUAAGAGGACAAACCGCAUCACACAUUGUGGGGUUUUAGAGUUUGUAGCUGAUGAAGGCAAAGUGUACUUGCCGUACUGGAUGAUGCACAAUUUGCUUCUUGAAGAGGGAGAUUUGCUUCAGAUUGAAAGCGUAUCAUUGCCUGUUGCAACAUUCUCACGUUUCCAGCCACAGUCAAUAGAUUUCUUGGAUAUUACAAAUCCAACAGCUGUUUUAGAAAAUGGUUUGCGUAGCUUUGCAUGUCUUACAACUGGUGACAUGAUUGCUAUUAAGUAUAAUCAACGGAUAUAUGAACUGUGUGUUCUGGAAUCAAAGCCUGGGCCUGCUGUUAGCAUCAUAGAAUGUGAUAUGAAUGUUGAGUUUGCGCCUCCAGUUGGUUACAAGGAACCAGAACGAAUUAAGAAACCAGAUGAAGAGAUGGCAGUAGAUGCAGUUGAACUGAUGCCUGCUGGCUUUGUUGCCUUUUGUGGAGAAGGAAACAGGCUCGAUGGAAAGAAGAAGAGAGAAAUUGCGACUAGCAGUAAAAUGGCUGUGAAGGCGGCUUACCAGCGAGGAGUUCCAGAUUACAAUUACAAAAUAGGAACUCUGAGAUUUCUAAGAAACUCCAGACCACCAUUAAAAGAGAAUAAGGAACCAACCGAAGAAUUCAAAGCGUUCACUGGAGAGGGAUUUUCACUUCGCCAGUCGAAAUCUAAGAAAUUACUGUAAUGUGAGAGUAAUUUGAAAAGAACAUGCUAAUGGAAGUUAUUGUAUCUCUUUGUGUAUCUUUGGUGAAAAUGAAUCAAUAUGAAUAUUUUCAGCUAAAAUUAAAUGGGUUAUUGUAUUUCUAUUAUUAAUGUGAAUGUUCCAGGCAACUUCAGUCCAACAAAAACUUUGUAAUGCUGUAAAAGUUUACGUCACUUUCUAUCUUAUUCACUGCAAGUCUGAUUUAA
Messenger RNA from Zootermopsis nevadensis, 1332 nucleotides. It is a transcript of the gene Ufd1, whose product is annotated as ubiquitin fusion-degradation 1-like. NCBI's taxonomy places the organism in Eukaryota, Metazoa, Arthropoda, Insecta, Blattodea, Termopsidae. Gene Ontology annotation, cellular component: VCP-NPL4-UFD1 AAA ATPase complex. Gene Ontology annotation, biological process: ubiquitin-dependent protein catabolic process; ERAD pathway. Gene Ontology annotation, molecular function: polyubiquitin modification-dependent protein binding. The record is from RefSeq and is a predicted model, not a curated record.